Molecule: messenger RNA, 4056 nt
Organism: Vicia faba (fava bean)
Lineage: Eukaryota; Viridiplantae; Streptophyta; Magnoliopsida; Fabales; Fabaceae
Source: the annotation of a GenBank genome assembly
AUGGGAUCAGCGAUUGAAAUUGGAAUCAAAAUUAGGAAACUUGUUUUCAUUUCAAUCAGAAGGGUUUAUAGAUCAGCUUGCCAUCAUCCAUUUCUUCUGGGAUUCUUAGGUUUCUUGCUUUUUUUGUAUAGAUAUUUUCCUUUUCUGUUUUCUUUUUUGGUUUCUGCAUCUCCUGUUUUGGUUUGUACUGCUCUUCUACUUGGAACCCUUCUCAGUUUCGGGCAGCCGAAUCUACCUGAGUUUGAAGAAAAGGAAGAGAGAGUUACUCAUGGUAUUUCGUCUUUUCAAACUGGGUUUUCGGAGGGUGAAACUGUUGUUUCUGAUAGAGAUGAGAGCUAUUUUGUGAAAGGAUAUUCAGAACUUAGGAGUGAUGUUGAAGAGAGUGGCAUUGGUGAAGCAAGUGUGGCGGGUGAGAAAGAUGAUAGAACUGAGAAGGAUCGUGGUUUGCUUUAUGAGUCCGCGCUGGAUCACGAUAACUUGUUGGAUGUUCAGCCUGAGAAUCAAGUAAAAGAGGAUGUCGAAAGGGGAUUCCGUAGUUUUGAGUUGGGGAAGAGCAAUGAAGUUCGUGAUGGGAACCUCACGUCUGAAGUUGUUUCGAGUGAUGAUGAAGCUAUUGAGAAACAGUAUGUGAUGGUUCAAAAAGAAGAUGACGAUGUUUUUGAAUUUGAGAAUGGGAAAGUUCCGGGAGGCGAGUUUGUUUCUUUUAAGGAAGGUGAUGCGGAUUGUUCGCCCAGUUCAUCUUGGAAACAGGUGGAGAACAACUCUGAUGAGGACGACGAUUCUGAGGAUUCAGGGUCUGAUGGGGCAGAGAGUUCUUCGCCAGAUGCUUCCAUGGCUGAUAUCAUUCCGAUGCUUGAUGAGCUCCACCCACUUUUAGACUUAGAUGCCCCACAACCUGCUCAUUUGUCCCGUGAUGGUUCUGAUGCUGCAUCUGAGAAAUCUCAGAAAAGUAGUGAUCAUGAUGAUGAUGAUGAUGAUGAUGAUGAUGAUGAUGAUCACAGUGUUGAAUCGGAUGAUGAUCACAGUGUUGAAUCAGAUGAAGAAGUUGAAAAACAUGGUGAAGCAGAAGAUGGUGUUGACGAAGAGGAAGAAGAAAUGGAGGGUGGCAAAGAGGAUGAAAGUAAAUCUGCUAUCAAGUGGACAGAGGACGACCAAAAGAAUCUUAUGGAUCUGGGAACUUUGGAGCUUGAAAGGAACCGACGGUUGGAGAAUCUUAUUGCCAGGAGAAUGGCAAGGAGAUUGAUGACUGAAAAGAAUCUAAUAGACUUAGAUAGUGCCGAUAUUCCUUAUAAUGUUGCGCCUAUUUCUGUUAGACGCAACCCUUUUGAUUUCCCUGAUGAAUCCUAUGCUACCAUGGGACUACCUCCCAUUCCUGGAUCCGCUCCAUCAAUUCUACAGCCUAGACGAAACCCUUUUGACAUUCCGUAUGACCCAAAUGAAGAAAAACCUGAUCUUAAACGGGAUAGUUUUCAACAAGAGUUCACACAUUUUAACCAAAAAGAUGCAGUAUUUCGGAGGCAUGAAAGUUUCAACGUAGGACCAUCAGUAUUUGGGAUAUCCAAGCAAGAGAGGCAUGAUCUUAGUUGGAAGCCUGUCUUUAUAUCUGAAAGGAUGGCUACAGAGGGUACAAGCUAUUUCCAGAGGCAAUCUAGUGAAGUAAGUGAUUCAAAGUUGAGUUCUGUUCCAGAUACUGAAUCAGUGAGUUCAGGUGAUCAGGACGAAAGGAAACUGAGUGAACCAGACUUGUCUCCAGAGGCUGAAUUAACAUCUAACAUGGAUCACUUUUUUAACGAGACUGGUCAUGGAAGCGCAUCCUCUGAAGAAAAUGAAUCCGUGGAGAUGAUACAAGCUGAAGAGAGCAAUGUUUUCCAUGAAGAAAAUGAAAUAGUGCUCGGUGGGGUGGAAGAUCCCUCUGAGAUGGAAUUUCAUCCUGUAACAGGAGAGGUUGAAACCGAUGAGCAAUUCUAUGAUGGAGAAACACGUUUGAGAAGAGAACCGAGUGUUGAGGUGAGCAGCAGCAGAUCAAGCCAGUCUUCCCGAUCAGAAGUGAUUGACGACAUAUCUGAUGAUUAUUCAGAAAAAACUGCAGAUUUGCAGCAUGAAGAUGAUCACGUCCCAGAAUCGAGAAUUUCAACCCAAAUUUCAGUAGAGGAAUCGAGAAUUUCAACCCAAUCUUCAGUGGAGGCAUCGAGAAUUUCAACCCAGACUUCAGUGGAGGAAUCAAACUUCCAGCAUAUAAGUCGUGAGGUGGAAGACACCGUACUAGUAGAACCAGUUUAUGAUUCUAGUCCACCCGCAGCAGAAAAGCUCAUAUCUUUUUCUUCCGUGUCUUCUGAUUCAGCAGCAGAGAUUUCUGAGACAGUACUGCCUCCUGUUUCAGUCGAUACUACUGCUGCUGUGGCUGAUAAAGAAUCCGAGGCACAUGACAGACUGGAUAAUAAUUCUUCUGGUCAUGAGAAAACUCAAGCAGCCUCUUCUGAACUGCAUGCGGAAGUCGAACAUGAAAUGAGGUCCGAGAAAUCUGAAGAUAUAGAUCAGCACAAUGUUGCUGCAGAGGAGUCAUCUGCAGUUAUACAAAAUUCUGCUGAUCAAAAUGGUUCAACAGUGGCUGAGUUUGUGGAUUCAAAAUUUUCUUCGGAUCUUGGAUCAGAAAAGGGUGUAACUGAUUCAGGCAUGGUUCGUGAACAGAAUAUAGAAAACAUAUUUUCUAAUUCUGAAAUGCUUCGUCAAGACAGUUUAGAAUCUCUAGAUUCAAACUAUCAACUGGCUUCUUCUGAAAAGUUACAUCCUAUAAAUAAUGAGUCUGCGGAGGAAGAUGCACUGCUGAAUGAAAUAUCAAGACAAGAUAAUGAAGUUAUGUCUGUUCCAGUCCAAGACGGCAAUGAAGUUCUGGAUUCGGUGGCUUCUGAUGCCCACCAUAUACCUUCUAAUAAUUCAUCUAUGCAUGAGGCAGGGGAUUCACAGUUCUCACUGGUAGAAACGGAGCAUUUAGAGAAAAAUUGGUCAAAUGAGGAACACAUACUUCCAAUUGAACAAGUUAAUGUCUUUUUGUCAAGUUCAGUGGAGCAAGGUAACACGGAUAUCCACCAAGAUUUGGAUAACAAUAUGGUUUCUUUCACUUCUGAUAGCCAACAUGAAGUUGUUGUCAAGUCUCCCCCCGACUUGGAGUAUCAUCUGUCAAGCUCUGAUAAAUUGGUGGAUGCACAAUCUUCCAUUGAUCAUGAUGAAAAUCAAAGUUCCGAUGAUAUUAAGGUAGAACCUUCACUAGAUACUGACACUUCAAAUUAUGGUGUUGGAGAAUCGCACGACGACUUAGAUGCAACUUCUGUUUUUGUGUCUUCUGCAACUUCUGUUAAUUCUGAUACACCUGAAUUCCGUUCACCCACUAGCGAAGCGCAUUUGGAAGUUUAUAAGCAACGCGGGGAAAUUGCAAAUGAAGACCAAAAUGAAGCUCAACAGAACUUAGUUCCUUCGGCAGAGGGCUUCAUGUCUCCGAACAAUGAAGAAAAUAUCAAUGAAUUUGAUUAUAUGAAUGAAAUUGAUGAGGAAUUCUUGUCAGAAUUGGACACCGUUGGGGAUUUUAGUGUCGGUGAUGCUGAUGUAUUGCAUCAUACUGAAACUGUACAUGAUGAAACUAGAGAUGCUCAACAUAGUUCACUGCCGGAGGAUGUAAAGACAGCAGAGGUUGAGCAGGUCAAUGACAUACCAGUUCUUGAAGCAAGAUCGCUUGAAGAUAUUGACAUAGCUUUUAAGCAACUUCAAGAAGGAGUUGAUGUUAAUGAUGUCAUCCUGCCAAGUAUGAUAAAAGAUCAGCUUGGUAGUGAAGAAUGUAAAGAUCGUGUUGAAGUAAAUUCAGACCUUCAAGUUAUUGAAGCCAGAUCCCUGGAAGAUAUCGAUGUUGCUAUAGAAGAAAUCUCCAAAGGUAAUCAAGGGGAGCUUCCAGAAAAAUUGGAUGCAGAAGAGGCUUCAAUCAAAAUAGAAGCAAAUGAAGUUGGCUCGGCAAAGUUGAAUGAGCAGAAAACGGAUGUAUCAACCAACACUGAAGAAAUGAGCUGA